UGCCGGCGCCGCCAGCGCCGCCGCUGCCGUCGCCACCGGCGGUGCCAAGCGCCCCGCUGAAGAUCCCGCGCUCGCCGGCCAAGCCUGCCGAAAAGCCGCCGGCCCGCUCGCCGCCCACCAUCGCCGAGAAGCUCGAGCGGCAGGCGGCCGAGGAGGCGCGAGCGGCGGCGCGCGAAUCGCCAGAGAAGGCGCCUCAGUUGGUCAUCGACGUGUUGACGGAGUCAAUCGAACUGGACCACGGCAUGCACCGGCCGGCGCCGGCCGUCGCGUCGCCGCCGCGUAAGCGCCAGCGCGUCCAGUCGCGCUCGGCCGAGCAGCCGGCGGCCGACCUGCUCGCGAGCGAGCCGUUGCUGGACGAGGGGUUGGUCGCGGACAGCGGCCCAGUCGGCCAGGUGAUGGUGGCUGGCGAGGUCAUUGACGAGGACGACCUGAUCACGAUGGAGCUUGACCCGAUGGAGGUGCCGCUUCCGGUGGACAGCGUGCCGCGCCGGCCCUGCAAGGUAUGCCACCGCCAGCUGAAGGUGACCAACAUCAGGCAGCACAUGUUGACGCAUACGGGCAUGCGGCCGUUCAAGUGCGAGAUCUGUUCGGCGGCGUUCACGCGCCGCUCGGACGUGUUCCGCCACGUCAAGAUACUGCACCAGCAGGAGAAGCCGUUCAAAUGCGUCAAGGACGGCAAAGAGUUUAGCGACCGCAAGGGUCUGAAGGCGCACAUGGAGCAGCAUAAGCGGCCGGCGCUGUUCGCCUGCAAGGUGUGCGACUUCCGCUUUGGCAAGUUCGAGUACUACGUGAACCACGUCAAGUUCAUUCACCCAACGGGGGAGCCGCUGCCGGCCUUCCCCGAGGACGUGGAGCCCGAGCCGGAGCCGGUGGCGCCGCCGCGCGGUCGCUACGGCCCCACGCCGCUGCAGGCCUACAUCGACGACGACGACGAUGACUCGCACACGGGCGGCGUGCUGGAGCGCGGCAUGAGCGAGGAGCUGCAGCUGGCUGGCGGUCUGGAGAGCAUCGAGACCGAGGAGAUCCCCCACGACUCCAUGCACCUGGUAGCCGGCGGCGCCGCCGAGGACGCGGACCCGGGCGGGGAGCCGGCGCACCGGCUCCAGGAGACGGCCGUGCCCGACGCCGUCGAGGGCCAGGACGUGGUGAUCGGCGCCGCCGGCCAUGCGUCCGACGAGCAGCGCGCUUCAGACGAGCGUGCCCACGACAAGGACGACUCGCAGGAGCAGAUCGACUUCCCGCCGCUGGAGGAGGACGCGGCCGCCAUUCUGGGGAUGACGGACCUGGCGCUCACCAACGAGAACACGUCGCUGCAGUGCGGCGCCGCCGGACUGGAGGAGCAGACGUCGCUGGAGCCGCCGGCCAGCGCGCCUGUGGUCGUGCUCUCGGGCGCUGGCACGCCCGUCAAGCGGCAUCCGGACCCACUCAUAUCGACGCGCACCGUGCCGCCGUCGCAGCCGCGCGUCGUCACCAUCGGCAAGCCGGUGACCACCGUGGGGGCUGGCGCCGGCGGCGGCCCCAAGACGGUGCUGCUGACGCGGCCGCGCAUGGUGGCCGGCAAGCAGGUGCUGCAGGCGGUCAAACUGGGUGCCGGUCAGAAGAUCGUGGCAGCGCGCGUACCGGGCGGCGGCGGCGGCGCGCUGGCGGCCGGCCGCGGCGCUGGCCAACGUCAACCGAUCGUGCGCCAGGUGCUGAUCAACCGACCAGGCGGCGGCGGCAGCGGCGCGCGCCUGACACCGAGGGUGGUGACCACAACAUCGUGA
This is a messenger RNA of Pollicipes pollicipes, 1763 nucleotides long. RefSeq lists its product as uncharacterized. The transcript is spliced from 2 exons. Lineage: Eukaryota; Metazoa; Arthropoda; Thecostraca; Pollicipedomorpha; Pollicipedidae. The coding region runs from base 243 to 1763 and encodes 506 amino acids. Gene Ontology annotation, molecular function: RNA polymerase II cis-regulatory region sequence-specific DNA binding; DNA-binding transcription factor activity. The record is from RefSeq and is a predicted model, not a curated record. Gene Ontology annotation, biological process: regulation of transcription by RNA polymerase II.